UUUCUUUAUUCCACUACAAUUUCAGAUAAUGUUACCCAACCAGCUAAAACAGCUAGAUCUUACCAAAUAAAUAUAUUUGCUAUUGGAGUUACUGAUCAUGUUUCUCCUACAGAAUUAGAAUUAAUUGCUGGUUCACCAAAUAGAUGGUUCUUGGUAGAAGGAUUUAAAGAUUUAAAUACACGUUUGCGUUCUCUUGUUCAAAAAUUGGCAUGUCCAACGCCUCCACAUAUUCCAAAUCCUCCCAAUGGAUUAUGUAGUCCAGAUACACAAGAAGGUUGUGAUAGAACUUUGGGACAAAUUUGUCAACUUGUUGGAGGACAGUCAACCUACUUGCCAAUGCCCUGAUGACUUCCCUGCCCAUCCUAAAACAAAAAUUUGUGGUGGUGAUAUUUGUAAUCAAGAAGUAGCUACCACGUGUCCAAAUCCUGAAAUAUGUAGACGUACUCCUCUAGGAAAUUAUCGUUGUGUUUGUCCAACAGGAUUUGUGCGAGAAUCUCGUUCAGGCGUUUGUAUUUCUACUAAAGCCCAACCUAUGCCUCCUGCACCUCCAUGUUAUGGAGGGAAAAUAUUAAAUCCAAGAACUGCAAAAUGUCUUUCUCCUGGAGAAUGUGAUCCUUCAGAUGUUUAUUCUUGUGAUUUACGUAAACGAGAAAGGUGUUUACCCAACCAACAGCAAGUUGCCCCUGCUGAAGUUAGCAGUAAUGUAGAACAGACUUAUAAAAGGCAUAGAAAACGUAAUGAACCGACUUACGCAACAAGAGCCCCAAUUACCUACUCGUUGAGUGCUGAAUACACUUGCCAGUGUACAGCUGGGGAAAAACGACAUCCAAUCACUAAUGUUUGUUUGCGUAAUGAAUGUCUUCGAAAAGAGGAUAAUGAUUGCAAUGUAAAUGCCCAUUGUUAUGACACUGAUGAUAGUUAUUAUUGUGUUUAUAAAGCAGGUCGUGUCUGUGUCAAACCGCAAAGGUGCUCGGACGGUACUUCUCAUUGUUCACCAAAUGCAAUAUGUACAGACACAGAUUUUGGUAUUGAGUGCCGUUGUAAUCAAGGUUAUGUAGAUUUAUCGCCUAAUCGUCAACAUCAAUCAGGACUUGUUUGUGAAAAACAAAUUAAUGAAUGCGAUAAUAAUCCUUGUCCUCCAGGCACUAAUUGUAUAAACACAGUUGAUUCUUAUUAUUGUGCUUGUAAGCCUGGUUACACUGAUGUAGAUGCUUUAUAUAAUUCAAACAAUACUCAUCCAAAUUGUCAACCAAAUAAAGCUGAAACUCAAAUUGGCUGCCCCGUUCCAUCUGAUUGUGAUAGAUAUGCAACUUGUAUUCCUUUGGCUUCUGGAUAUACUUGCCAUUGCAAUACUGGUUUUGAUGACAAAUCUAAUGACAGUGGAAAAUUGCCUGGGAGAGUUUGUAUUCCUUUAAUUGUUCCUCCAAAAACUUGUGGUGGGCAGAUUUGCCGUUCUGAAUUGGGCGAGGUUUGCAUUGGAGAUACUUGUGAUUGUCCAGAAGGGCAAAAAAGAUCUGGACCUAAUGAGAAAUGUUAUCAAGUUGAUGCCUUUACUUGGCCAAUUUGGGUUAUUCGGAAAUACCACAAUCCCCUUCUCUGUAAUUCUUCAUUUUCCAAUUCUUCAGAUGAAUUAUCCAAAGAAUAUAGUGAUUCGUUUAAUGGAGGAAUUACUCAAAGUUUUGCUCAAAUACCUUUUAGUAAAUCUUUGGUUACUACAGAAGUAGCUAACUUGACUUGUCCUGAUCAGGGAAAUGGUAUUCUAUUCAAUACAAUAUUUUAUUUCCGUCAUGGUUCAUUACCAAAUCCACUUGGAGCAUUUAAUUCAUUAAUUAAUUGGAUAAAUAUACAAAAUGACCACCAAGUUGGAAGUAGUGGAUUAUAUUUAAAUCCCUACAAAGUUUGUGCUGCCAAAAUAGAAAAUUGUAAAAAUUGUGAAAAUUCCACUACAGGAUAUACUUGCAGGCAUUUUGAAAAGAAAAAAAUUGAAAAUAUUUUAAUUUUUAUAGUUGUCCUCCUGGAUUUGUUGAUGGAAAUGUAA
Messenger RNA from Meloidogyne enterolobii, 2038 nucleotides. The record is from the annotation of a GenBank genome assembly. Lineage: Eukaryota; Metazoa; Nematoda; Chromadorea; Rhabditida; Meloidogynidae.